Molecule: messenger RNA, 2217 nt
Organism: Armigeres subalbatus
Lineage: Eukaryota; Metazoa; Arthropoda; Insecta; Diptera; Culicidae
Product: NADPH-dependent diflavin oxidoreductase 1
Exons: 3
Coding region: 404-2149 (581 amino acids)
Cellular component (GO): cytosol
Molecular function (GO): FMN binding; NADPH-hemoprotein reductase activity; flavin adenine dinucleotide binding
Source: RefSeq, a predicted model, not a curated record
UUAUAAACAAAAGAACGGAAAAGGCACCAGAUUUACCCCAAUCAGCUGAUUUAAAAGAUUUUUUUUUGUGAUUUUGAACUCUUGUGAAUUAACGAUAUUAUGAGCGAAUACUUGUAAUACUUUGAAUUUACAGUGUCUCGUUUUUAAUUUGAACUCAAGACAGAAAUUUAGUGCUAAUUUUCCAAGAGCUUCCACAAGAAAUCCAUCUUUGUCAACGUGACAGCCAUAAUUCAGUGAUAAAGUAUUUAAAAUAUGCUGUAAAUGUAAUCUCGUGGAUCAUUGCAGGCUGUUAUCAUUGAAUCAUCAGCGCUAAAGUAGGUCGAGUGAAACCGAAGCACGAGAAGGUCAAAAAAUUGUACCAAAACGAUUCAAUACUGAUUGCGCUUCAAACGGACAUUCCCAAAUGUCUACCAGGCAACUAACGAUCCUCUACGGAAGUCAAUCCGGAACGGCACAAGACCUUGCCGAACAAAUAUGGCGGGAUUCCAAAAUGUACCAUCUGAAAGGAUCUGUUUCCGCCAUGGAUGAGUACGAUAUUGGCAAAUUAAUUGAGGAACGGUUCGUUGUUAUGGUUUGCUCCACUUACGGACAAGGUGAGGAACCUGACAAUAUGAAACUGUUUUGGAAAUUUCUUCUCCGCAAAAGUUUACCGCACAAUUCACUGCGCGGAAUGUUCUUCGGAGUGCUCGGACUGGGAGAUUCCAGAUACCCUAAGUUUAACUACGUAGCGAAAAGACUCCACAAAAGGUUGCUGCAGCUGGGUGCAACCGCCCUACUUCCUGUUGGACUGUGCGAUGACCAGCACGACUUGGGAUACGGCGCGGUGUUUAUGCCUUGGAUGACGAAUUUUUGGAACAAAUUGAUUGAGCUGAGUCCAAUUCCCGCCAAUUUGCAGAAACUAGAGAAGAGUCCUCGAGAGUAUCGUUGGGUUGUUGAGCACUUUCCGGGUCCAGCUAGUUUGGAAGUUGAUAUGUACGCCGAGGUGAAAGUAGAAAACUUGUUUGAAACAACUGUCGAGGAAAAUAUUCGUACCACGUCGGAAAAUCAUUUUCAAGAUGUGAGAUUCAUUACUUUUACGAAGAAAAAUGUGAGCUGGAAACCAGGAGAUGUGGUAUACGUUAGACCUCACAAUUCUAAUGAAGAUGUGGAUAAGCUGUUUGAUUUAUUUGAAGAGCAUAAACUUGGACUAAGCAAGGAUGCCGUGAUCUCAGUAAAAGAAAUCGAUUCCGAAAUGCCGGUUCCCAACAUCCUUUGUAAACCGCUACCCCUUGAAGUAAUUGCACGACAGUACUGGGAUUUAACGGCUGUUCCCCGUGCUCGCGCCUUUGCAGUGCUAGCGCGCACGUGUCUUAAUGAGCUAGAAUGUGAAAAGUUACAGGAAUUUUCUAGUUACGAGGGCCAAGAAGAACUUUUUUCGUAUGCAAAUCGUCCCAGGCGAACCAUUUUGGAGGUACUCCAAGAUUUUCCACAUGCCACUGAGGCACUUACUCUGGCGUCUCUGUUCGAAUUGUUCCAACCUAUCAAACCUAGGGCUUUCUCUAUUGCAUCAUCGGAGGCCAGUGGUAAAUUGCAGAUCCUGGUAGCCGUAAUCGAAUAUCACACGAAGCUUAAGGAACCUAGAAAAGGUUUAUGUUCGAACUGGUUGAAACGCUUACAACCAGGAGAAAAACUAAGAGUCUGGACGAGAAAAGGAACUUUCCAGCUCCCUACUGACCCAAUGAUCCCUAUUGUGAUGGUUGGUCCGGGGACCGGUUUGGCACCUUUUAGAUCGAUUUUACAGGAGAGAGAAUUACUUGCAGACUGUCGAAAAAGUGGUCCUCUGAUUCUUUUCUUUGGGUGUCGUAAAUCCGCGGCCGACUUUCACUGCGAGGAAGACCUACGACGCAUGGAAAAUUGUGGGCUUCUUACGCUUUUCUGCGCCUUUUCUCGUGACCAAGACGAAAAAAUAUACGUGCAACAUCAGAUCAAAACACAGGGUGAUUUGUUGAAGAAAGCUUUAAUGGAUCAAAAUGGGAUAUUUCUGUUGUCGGGAAGCUCCAAGAAUAUGCCUGAAGCUGUGCGGGAAGCAUUAGGUGAAGCAAUUGGGAGUGCUUUGUACGUUGAAGAUAUGAUAAAAAGCGAACGAUAUCAAGAAGAAACGUGGGCUUAAAUCUUCUUUAAUGUAAAUUUUUUUUUCUUUCUAUUUAAAUAUCAAGAAAUAAAAUUGUAAAUAAAUCC